This is a messenger RNA of Rhodamnia argentea, 2597 nucleotides long. Its product is annotated as serine/threonine protein phosphatase 2A 55 kDa regulatory subunit B beta isoform-like. The transcript has 14 exons. The record is from RefSeq and is a predicted model, not a curated record. Bases 449 to 1987 code for a protein of 512 amino acids. Gene Ontology annotation, molecular function: protein phosphatase regulator activity; protein binding. Gene Ontology annotation, cellular component: protein phosphatase type 2A complex; cytosol. Gene Ontology annotation, biological process: peptidyl-serine dephosphorylation. Lineage: Eukaryota; Viridiplantae; Streptophyta; Magnoliopsida; Myrtales; Myrtaceae.
AAGGGGAAGAAAUUAGACAAGUCCAUUGGUGUUUUUAAGCUUCUCUUCCCCACCCUUAAGAGCGGUUCGCUCUCAGUCAUUUCGUUUCAUCUCGAUCCUCACCUCCUCUUCGCGACGCGAGGAAAAGAAGAAGUGAAAUCCCAAAUCUACGCACAUAGUCGAAGUUCCCCGGAGGUUCAUUUUUGUCUGGGCGAUUGAUUGGGUCGUCCGUCCAAUGGUUGAAUCGGAAGCUUCGGAAUCACUUCUCUGAAGUUCGCCUCCUCUCCCUCUCUCUGUGCGCGCGCGUGUGGGUGGGUUCCGAGUGGUUACGGGAAGCGGAGCUUGUUGGUUAUGGUGGGUCGGAGUGGAUCUCCGAUGCGGAAGUGAUUUUCGGCGUCGCUUCGGUCCGGGCUUCGAUUCUGUUGACCGUCGGUUCCGGCGAUUCCAGGCCUGUGUGUGUGUCGGGGAAAUGAACGGUGGCGAUGAGGUCGUGGCGGGCCCACCGCAGCCUCUCGAGUGGAAAUUCUCUCAGGUCUUCGGCGAGCGCACCGCCGGCGAGGAAAUCCAAGAAGUUGAUAUAAUAUCAGCAAUCGAGUUUGAUAAAACUGGUGAUCAUCUCGCCACGGGUGACCGGGGUGGUCGGGUUGUUCUUUUUGAAAGGACUGACACAAAAGAUGUUGGUGGAUCCAGAAGGGAUCUGGAAAGAAUCGACCAUGCUGUUAGUAGACAUCCCGAGUUUCGCUACAAGACAGAGUUUCAGAGCCAUGAGCCUGAGUUUGACUAUCUGAAGAGCUUGGAGAUAGAGGAGAAAAUAAAUAAAAUCAGAUGGUGCCAAACAGCCAAUAGUGCUCUAUUUCUCCUAUCUACCAAUGAUAAAACUAUUAAGUUCUGGAAGGUCCAGGAGAAGAAGAUCAAAAAAAUUUCUGAAAUGAAUGUGGACCCUUCUAAAGCUGUAACCAAUGGUACUAUUGCGAGCUCCAGCAGUUCAAACAGCCACAGAACAUGUCUGGCAAAUGGGGGAUCCCCAGAGAGAUCACCCAAUUCUCUUAGCAUUGAUUUCUCAUUUCCUCCAGGAGGCAUCCCUUCACUACACUUACCUGUGGUAGUGAACAGCCAUGAGACUAGUCUGGUUGCCAGAUGUCGAAGGGUGUAUGCUCAUGCUCAUGAUUAUCAUAUCAAUUCCAUUUCAAAUAACAGUGACGGUGAAACGUUCAUCUCUGCUGAUGAUCUGCGUGUAAACUUAUGGAACUUAGAAAUUAGCAAUCAAAGUUUCAACAUCAUUGAUGUAAAGCCAGCAAAUAUGGAGGACUUAACUGAGGUGAUAACAUCAGCUGAAUUCCACCCUACACAUUGCAAUCUGUUGGCUUAUAGCAGUUCAAAGGGCUGCAUCCGCCUCAUUGAUUUGCGACAAUCAGCUCUGUUGGAUUCUCAUGCCAAAAUAUAUGAGGAGCCGGAACAACCAGGAUCUAAAUCAUUUUUCACAGAGAUUAUUGCUUCAAUUUCAGAUAUUAAGUUUGGAAGGGAUGGGAGAUAUAUACUUAGUCGUGAUUAUAUGACUCUAAAGUUAUGGGAUAUCAACAUGGAUUCAGGUCCGGUGGCAACCUUCCAGGUCCAUGAAUAUUUGAGACCCAAGUUGUGUGAUUUGUACGAAAAUGAUUCAAUAUUUGAUAAAUUUGAGUGUUGUCUAAGCGGUGAUGGGUUACGAGUGGCAACAGGUUCAUACAGUAAUCUCUUCCGGGUCUUUGGUUGUGUGCCGGGGAGUACUGAGGCAACAACUUUGGAAGCCAGCAAAAAUCCAAUGAGAAAACAAGUUCAGACUCCUUCACGGCCUUCAAGAUCCCUCAGCAGUAUCACACGAGUAGUCCGACGAGGAGCGGAAGCCCCCGCAGUUGAUGCCAACGGAAAUUCAUUCGAUUCCACAAUGAAGUUGUUGCACCUUGCAUGGCACCCGUCUGAAAACUCGAUUGCCUGUGCUGCUGCAAAUAGUUUGUACAUGUAUUACGCAUAAUGAUGGGACAGCGACAGAUAAUCUUGAUGGUAUUGGCUCGGGUUGCUCUUGGAGAAGAAGGCUGCGUUGCCGAUGUGCUAUUCUGGGGACCGAAUUGCAUCUCGCCUCCCAAGUGCCAGUUAGAUUUGUAGCAUGUGGUUUCAAAAAAGUUAAAAGCUGUAUCACAGGGUCUUUGCCCCGGAAAUCAGUGAGAGGAAGCAACUCAUUUUUGCUCCUGCUGUGGCAGUUUGCUUCGCAUGUUUCUCCACCCACUGCUCUUUAACCCUCUCUGGAAUUUCCUUUUUCUUUUCUUUCCCCAAUUAUUUGUUCUUUCUUUUUGGGCACCUUUCUCUUAAAGGGAGGGUGCCGUGUUCUGUUCUAAAUUUGUUUCUGGGUUGGAGUCGGAAAAGGGAUGUGAUUGUAGCUCUCCUACAACCGAAAAAAAAGAAGAAAGAAAGAUAGAAAAAGAACUGAAGAAUGUUCUAUAACUUCCACUAGGUUUAAGAUUAUAAUUGUAGCUUUAUUCAAAUUCUGGUGGGGGAAGGAGCUGUUUGAUACAGUCGCUGCAUCGAUUUUUUAAUUGAUUCUUUUUGUCUUGGCUAAAGAUUUCAUAAAAGGGUGGUUCUUGACA